CCGAGGUCUAAUGCUGACGAUCUGAUCAUUUGGAAGGUCGAGAUCGAUUUGAAAAACCUGCCUCUCGACGCGCUCAAGGACGCUCUUAAGAAACUCGAACUUAACGAGAUGGAGUCGCUAUCACCUAUAGAUCAAAUGCUAGAGGUUUUUGACAGUGCUCCUCCGCAUAAGCAUCUGCAUAUCGUUGUCCAAGCUCAAGGGCCACCUACACCUGCCGGGUCUUCUGGACCGCUCCACCUCAACUGCAUUGUCUUGGGCGAUGACCAAAGCCGUAUUUUUGAGAUCAAGAUUGAACCGACAGAGAGUGUCAGCGCCCUCCAAAAGGUUAUCAAAGACGCGAAGAAGCAUGCCUUCCACGACGUAGAUGCCGACAGUCUCACGCUAUGGAAGGUCAACCUGCCUGUCAACGAGACGCUCAAAGACUGUCUUGACAAUCUUACACCAGAGCAAUUCUUAUCACCUGUGACUAAAUUGCUCAAAGUUUUUAAACAUCAACCCGACGAAGAACACCUGCAUAUCGUUGUCCAACCGCCGCAUACCGUUCCUGUGGUGCCAUACAUUCCAGUUGUUGAUCGACGAGUGGCUUAUCUCCAGAAGGGCGCAGAUACUCCGUCAGUUGGUGCAAGACCGGUCGCAUUCGCUGCAACGCAGGAGGAGCAGGAGUACCUUUGCAGUCGUCCUCGCAGCGCUGCGGACUCUCUUCCAGUUACUCUUCUCGAGCCUAUCUUCGCCGAAUUCGUGGAUGAUUGUCAAAAUUAUCAACCAACUGUUAACGAUAACGCCUUUGUCUGGCAACUUUUGGAAAAGAUGCCCUCCUUCUAUCCCGAUGAACUCACGCGGAUGAAAGUAUUCAGGCAACUGCUCCGCGAAUACGAUAUUAUACUCGAUGCCUCUAUGGUUCGCUCGACAAAAUGCAUAACAGACGGACAUCUUUUGUCCCGCGACGAAAAAUUUGUGCAAGUGAUAUUGGAGGGGAAGAAUGAGAUCGGAGGCGACGGUGCCAAACCAUUCGCGGAGGCAAUGUUGUACUACCGCAAGUUUAUGGAAAAAGAGAUGGGGAGGCUCCGGUCUGUCAUUCCAUGCAUCUAUGUCAUUGUGUUCGGCGCCUGCGUUGGCUUUGCUGGCUCUGUUUUCGCCGAAAAGGUCCAAUGUGAUGUCCUGGGCCCUAUCAUUCCUCUGUUUUGUCAUAAAACAGACAUCCCUAUGCAAGUGAUGGCGGCUCGUACUUUCGGAGCUCUGAAAAUCGCCACCGAGAAACUCACAAAGCUGUACUCUCAACCAAUUCCGCGCCUCGAAGCCGAAGAUAUAGGAUGUCCCUAUCCUCGGAGUUAUACCUGUUCAAGCGGUCAGAUUCAGGAAUUCUCGUAUGAUGAGACUCAGAUGUUCAGGGAUCGACUUAUCUUCUUCGGGGAAACGGUCGGCGAUGCGGCUAGGAAGAAGAUAUGUAUUAAGUUCGUCCGGUACUAUUGCCGUGAGGCCUACAACUUCUGUGCCAGCAAGGGACACGCUCCGGAACUUAUCGCCUACAAACCUUUAGCCGGCGGCUGGAAUAUGGUGAUUAUGGAUGCACUUGAUAUUGAUGAUGGUCGUUCCAUGCAACGGCCUGGCUUAUAUCGACCGCUGAGUGCGAUUUUGGACCGCCAGCCGCUGAAGGAGACCAUCACGUCUCUUAUCGAGGAGUUACAUAAACAAGGCUACGUUCAUGGCGAUGUUCGGGAUACGAAUUUGUUUGCGAGAGACAACGAAGACUUCAUGCUACUCGAUUUCGAUUGGGCUGGACCGAUCCAAGAGGCCCGUUAUCCCAUGUAUGUUGAUCGACAGGAUAUUCGACGUCCUGAUGGUGCGCGGGAUGGGGAGAAGAUUAUGGCGGAGCAUGACAUGGAUAUGCUGAAGUAUAUAUUUCGUACUGAGGAAGAUGGUCGGGAGACGGCUGCAAAGCGCCGCCGUAUUUCUACUACGGGGCGAUACAGCUUUUUGUGACUUCAUCUUUCUUGACUCGUACCACCAUGUACUACUCGCAACUUCUCUUCUACUCGACUCCACUCUCAUUUCGUCGCAUUCUUUAUUCACAUUCGUUAAUUUUCUAUACCAUAAGUGCCUAGAAUUAUAUAGGAUUCUUGUAGUGUUGCUGUCGAGGCGAGUUGAACUCGAUGUGAACUUGACUCGCUUCGAAAAUGACUAAAUUCGUUUCAACUCGAAGCUCAGAUUUGAAUCGAGUUGUAAUUCGUUUGGGUUCGAGAUUUAUAGGACCCUAAGGGUAUAUGGGUAUAGCUAAAUCAUCUAAGACUA
This is a messenger RNA of Suillus paluster, 2289 nucleotides long. RefSeq lists its product as uncharacterized. The transcript is spliced from 4 exons. The record is from RefSeq and is a predicted model, not a curated record. The coding region runs from base 109 to 1980 and encodes 623 amino acids. Lineage: Eukaryota; Fungi; Basidiomycota; Agaricomycetes; Boletales; Suillaceae.